Molecule: messenger RNA, 3978 nt
Organism: Aureobasidium pullulans EXF-150
Lineage: Eukaryota; Fungi; Ascomycota; Dothideomycetes; Dothideales; Saccotheciaceae
Product: putative eukaryotic translation initiation factor 3 subunit CLU1/TIF31
Exons: 3
Coding region: 162-3920 (1252 amino acids)
Biological process (GO): intracellular distribution of mitochondria
Cellular component (GO): cytoplasm
Molecular function (GO): protein binding; mRNA binding
Source: RefSeq, a predicted model, not a curated record
CAAAGAUUUGGCGAUUGGACUUCUGAAUCACAGCUGCUGUAGCAUAUACCUUCUUGUAUUAUACUCAUUUUUCUGUUGUACUAUACCUUUUGAACAUUGCGCAAGUCUGCUCAUUGUUCUUUUUUCUUUCCCGGUCCUUGUCACAAAAGUUCGGCUGAAGCAUGGCUGCAGAGAACGAGACGAAAGCUCAAGAUGUGCAGAGCAACGGCGCAGACGUGCAGAGCAAUGGAGUAGAGCAACACGAGGCCCAGGAUGGCCAAGAGGUUGAGCAAGAGCAGGAACAAGCAGUGGAGAAUGUCUUCCAGCUCACCAUCCGUCUACCUCACGCUCCGGGACAAUGUCAAAUCAUGGUUAGCCACCUCGAGCAGGUGCAGGACAUUCGCCAAUCCAUCAUCGACCUCCCCUUCACCUUCCAAUACACCUGUUUCCACCUCGAGCACAAGAGAAAGCGCAUCAAUGACUUCAUCGAGCUGUCCGAGGUGCCCGACAUUCAGCAAGACCCGGAGGCCCACCUGGUCGAGGAUCCCUACACCGAGACACAAGCCCGCAUGCACUUUGUUCGCAUCCGUGAACUGAUUGGCGCAUCUGGUGACCGCACCGACUUGCUGCACGGCAUUGACGCUGGCCUCUCGCUCCACGAUCACAUCAUCAAGCCUACACCUGCCGACCAGCCCGAGUCUCCCGCUAGCGAACAUGCCAUGGUCGACUAUGACCUCGAUGCCCGUGGUUCCGUAAAGACACUCCUUUCGCCCUCCCCCGAGAACGCUCCCAAGACUGUCAAGUCAUUGGCUCUUUCAGCAUGGAACCCUGCUCCCUACCACCUUCGCCAAAAGGGUCACCUCAUGUACCUCUUGGUAACCACCCUCGAGGGCGAGCAGUUCCACAUCACCUCGCACGUUUCCGGCUUCUUCGUCAACAAGUCGACCAACAACAAGUUCGACCCCUUCCCUCGCACCGCUCCCAAGCCCCACUCUGCUCACUCGCUCCUCACUCUUCUUGGCCAAAUUUCGCCCUCCUUCAACGAUGCUUUCCGUAGCCUGCAAGAGUACAAUGGCCAGCGUGAUCCCCUGGCCGCCUUCCAGCUCGCCAACGCCGUCCCUGCCAGCCCUUGGCUCGUUUCGCCCAACUCGGCUUCUCUCAACAGCCACGUCGCCGAUGCUGCCCGUACCCAAGAGAGCUACCUCCUUGCUGGUCCCGAGAAUGCAGAGACUCUUCGCGACUGGAACGAGGAGUUCCAGUCAACUCGUGAGCUUCCCAAGGAGAAUGUCCAAGAUCGCGUCUUUAGGGAACGACUCACUGCGAAGCUCUUUGCCGAGUAUAACGAGGCUGCCGUUAGAGGUGCCGUCCUUGUUGCCCGUGGUGAAGUUGCUCCUCUCAACCCUACCGAGCCUCGUGACGCCCAAAUCUUUGUCUACAACAAUGUCUUCUACUCGUUCGGUGCCGACGGCGUUGGUACUUUCGCUGCCGAUGGUGGUGAUGAGGCUGCUCGUGUUGCUACUGGCAAGGAUAUCAUGGGUGUCAAGGCUACUAACCAGCUCGACAUUUCUGGCAUUUUCACUCCCGGUACUGUUGUUGUCGACUACCUUGGCAAACGUCUUGUUGGUCAGAGCAUCGUACCUGGCAUCUUCAAGCAAAGAGAACCCGGCGAGCACCAAAUUGACUAUGGUGGUGUCGAGGGCAGAGAUGUCAUUGCAGAGAAUGACGACUUCAAGAAGCCUUUCGCCGAGCUCUCCAAGGCUCUGCGCGUAAAGAGCCACCCCGUCUGGGACAAGGAAAACAAGAGACACGAUCUUGAAGCCAGUGUUGAGACCAAGGGUCUGCUUGGAACUGACGGCAGAAAGUACAUUCUCGACUUGUACCGCAUCACUCCAUUGGAUGUUGCUUGGCUCGAAAAGUAUCGCAAGGACAAUGGCGCCGAAGAAGACAACUACCCUCACAGAAUGGCUGUCCUCCGUCCCGAAUUGGUCGAAUCAUACUGGAGACUCAAGCUCCGCGAGUACGUUCAGGCCGAGGUUCAGAAGCGUCGUGAGGCCAAGAAGGAGGCCGCCCCUGAAGGUGAGGCUGAGAGUGCCGAAAAGAAGGAGCCCGAACAAGAGCGUGUCGAUGUUUCUGGAUUCCAGUUCAGCCUCAACCCCGACGUCUUCUGUGGCCAGCGUCCUCAGACCGAGGAAGAGAAGGAGCAAUGGUCCAAGGAUGAGGUCGAGGUCCGUGCAGCUUGCACAUAUUUGUCAGAAGACAUCAUUCCCAAGAUGAUCUCCGACCUUCAGGACGGUGAUGUUGGCUUCCCUAUGGACGGCCAAUCAUUGACCAACCUCCUUCACAAGCGUGGUAUUAACAUGAGAUACCUUGGAGAGGUUGCCCGCCUUUCCGACAAGCCCGAGCAGCCCCGUUUGCAGGCACUCAAGCAGCUUGCAAUCCAGGAAAUGAUCGCCAGAGCAUUCAAGCACAGCUCCAGCAAGUAUCUCAGAUACCAAUCACCACCGUUUGUUCAGGCUUGCAUUGCUCACUUGCUCAACUGUUUGUUGGGUGCUGAGCUCAACGCAAAGCCCACCGCAGAGACUGAUGCAUCUCUCAAGUCCUUCUACCCUGAGGAGGACUUCUCUUACGAAGCUGCUACUCCCGAGUCAAUCAAGUCUGACAUUGUCGCUGAAAUCAAGAAGCGUUACAGAUUCGACCUUGGCGAUGCUUGGGUACAACCUGGCAAGCAAGUGCAAUUGCUUCGUGAAGUCUGUCUCAAGCAGGGUCUCCAGCUCCAGGCUAAGCAGUAUGGCUUCACCAAGGAUGAUGCACCUGCACCUGCUCCUGUUCAGACUCCUGCCCCUGCUACUAACGGUACUUCUGGUGGCAAGAAGAAGAAGAACAGGGCCAACGCUGAGCGCUCACCUGCUCCUGUUGCUGCUCCUUCUGCUCCCUCUCAAACUUUCCACCCCGAUGACGUCCUCAACGUUGUUCCCAUCAUCAAGGAUGCUGCACCUCGUAGUGUCUUGGCCGAGGAAGCUCUCGAGGCCGGCCGUAUUUCCCUCUCGCAGGAACAGAAGGAGCUCGGUCAGGAACUGCUCCUCGAAUCUCUGUCUCUGCACGAGCAAAUCUAUGGUAUCCUUCACCCCGAAGUAGCACGCGUAUACUACGCCCUGUCGACCAUCUACUACGGUCUCGAUGAGAAGACUGCUGCUGUUGAGCUCGCCCGCAAGGCAGCCAUCAUCUCUGAGCGUACUCUUGGUGUCGACCACUCCGAGACCGUUCUCAGCUACCUCAACCUCAGCUUGUUCGAACACGCAAGUGGCAACACCAAGAACGCCCUUGCAUACAUUCGUCACGCUCUCGACCUCUGGAAGGUCGUCUACGGUACCAAGCACCCCGACUCCAUCACCACCAUCAACAACGCUGCCGUCAUGUUGCAGAGCAUGAAGCAAUACCACGAGUCUCGUCUCUGGUUUGAGUCAUCUUUGGCCAUGUCUGAAGAGGUCUCUGGCAAGAACUCGGUUAGCACCGCCACAUUGCUCUUCCAGCUCGCUCAGGCAUUCGCACUGGACCGCGACUACAAGAGUGCUGUCAACCGCAUGCGCGAGGCCUUCAACAUCUUCAAGAAUGAGCUCGGUCCCGAAGAUCGCAACACCAAGGAGGCAGAGACAUGGCUCGAGCAGCUUACUCAGAGUGCUGUUUCGCUCGCCAAGCACGCCAAGGUUCUCCAGGAUAAGAAGAUCAUGUUGAGACCCAAGGCUCCCAUUGUCGGUAGAGGUGCUAGACCCCAGCCUUCCAUCGGUCAGAGCAUUGAGGAGGUCUCUGCUCCCAGAACUGCCGAUGGUACCAACGACAACAGAAGCGUCGAUGAGCUUCUCAAGUACAUCAACGGCGACGGUAGCAAGACUACUCCUAAGAAGAAGCAAAACAACCCCAAGAGAAGACAAGGAAGAUCCUAAAUAGGUGUACAUGCUGUACAUAUCUAGAAAAGGUCAAAGGUGGGAAGUGACUUUUUUU